AAACAUGCCAACAGCAGUAGUCCAUGGCGGGCAGAAUGGCAACUAAGGUAAGACUAGUUUUGUGAUUGCACGGUGAAUAAUAUGCUUAGUCCUCCAGAUCAAAACGGAAGUACGUGACCUGUAUCAAGGGAGGUGUGUGUCACUAUGUAUGUGUGUGUGUGUUUUGUCAAUUGACGCAAACGCGCCGAUGCGUUGCGCUCAUACAAUUGUCAGUCAACUACAGUGGUCACAGCGCAUCCUAAACUCAACAUACUUCCAAAGAUGGCCUCCCCGCUCAAGAGCUGCAUCGAUCCGGCCGAACACCCACUCGACACUCGAAGGAACUUUGGGGAGUACAUGGUUCAGCAUCUCAGGCGUCACGCAGGCUCAAAACUGAUCAACGGUACAACCGACGAAGCCUACAACUACGGCGAAGUAGCAGAACAGGUGGAUGCCGUGAGGACAGCGCUAUGGCGAUUGGGCCAUGAAGCUGGAGACAAGAUCCUGCUCCUCAGCGCAAAUCGGACGCAACUGCUGCCGAUGUUUCUGGGUGCAGCAUGCGCCAACGUGGCGUCCGUCUGUGAAAUCCCGGGCUUCAGUGUCG
Dermacentor andersoni is the source of this 583-nucleotide messenger RNA. The record is from RefSeq and is a predicted model, not a curated record. NCBI's taxonomy places the organism in Eukaryota, Metazoa, Arthropoda, Arachnida, Ixodida, Ixodidae.